This is a messenger RNA of Apaloderma vittatum (bar-tailed trogon), 513 nucleotides long. RefSeq names its product T-cell receptor-associated transmembrane adapter 1. The transcript has 5 exons. The coding region runs from base 1 to 513 and encodes 170 amino acids. The record is from RefSeq and is a predicted model, not a curated record. Gene Ontology annotation, cellular component: T cell receptor complex. Lineage: Eukaryota; Metazoa; Chordata; Aves; Trogoniformes; Trogonidae. Gene Ontology annotation, biological process: positive regulation of T cell receptor signaling pathway; negative regulation of receptor recycling.
AUGGACUGCCAUUUUUCUGUCUGGGGAGUUUUGGCCUUUCUGAGUUUGGCUUUGGUUGUUUCGUUGAUACUGAAUAUUUCAUACUGUAUGAAGAAGAAACAAGCUAAAAUGUGUAAAGACUAUGAAGACAACAGUCCAAGCUAUGAUGACUAUUACACACAAGACGAUCCAGUUUAUGGCAAUCUCAACCAAGGUACAUUUGAGGAAUGUUGUUACGAGCAGAUGAAGUCCCAGCCUCAAAGGCCAGUAAACCAGCUACAGGUGGAGACUGCUAAUCAGAUGUGUUAUGCGUCACUUGAUCACAGUAUCAAGGGAAAACGCAGGAAACCGAGGAAAAAGAUAGACCCUUCAUUACAGGAGGACAAAGAAGAAAGAUCAUCUAAGCCCACCACAGUGGCUUCCAAAGCUUGUAUUUACCUCAACAGUGAGCAGCUGGCUGCUGAAAACCCGGCAAGUGUAGAAGCCAUUCACGACGAUCCCAUCAGAUUAAUGGGUUUGAUUCAUACUACAUGA